AUGGCUCCACAGCCACCUGAACAGUCAAUCGAGCAGUCAAUUGAUGAGCUUCCGCCUCCUGCAUGGACUUACGCUCACACCGCGACGCUACAGAAAGACAUCGCCAGAUUCACCUACUUCAUCAAUCAUCAAGUCGACAACAUCUCAGAGCACGACCCCAGGCCGCAGGAGCUACUCAAGCUUAUAAAGAAGGAGGUGGAACUCGACGACAUGAUGGGCCAUAUUGCUGCUCUUCACCCGCAGGUGAUCGAUUAUGGAGUCGCUGGGGAGAUUCAAGGGGUCGCACAAGAAAUCCCUACGAAGAAGGGAGUUCUUCCUGAACACCUACAGCCACCGUACCGUGACACCGAGAGGAAACAGAGGUCACGCGAGAAGACUCGGAUGCUGAAGCAUCCAGACAGCACGCCGGAGACGAGCGGUUCAUGUGAGACCCCCGAGACCAACACACCCGAAUCGGCUGAGGGAAGUCACCAUGAUGAAGGAGACAAGGAUCACGUGCCGUGA
Molecule: messenger RNA, 504 nt
Organism: Alternaria ventricosa
Lineage: Eukaryota; Fungi; Ascomycota; Dothideomycetes; Pleosporales; Pleosporaceae
Exons: 1
Coding region: 1-504 (167 amino acids)
Source: RefSeq, a predicted model, not a curated record